This is a messenger RNA of Arachis duranensis, 1008 nucleotides long. RefSeq lists its product as uncharacterized. The transcript has a single exon. Bases 1 to 1008 code for a protein of 335 amino acids. Lineage: Eukaryota; Viridiplantae; Streptophyta; Magnoliopsida; Fabales; Fabaceae. The record is from RefSeq and is a predicted model, not a curated record.
AUGGGACAGUUUAGCAAGAAAACACCUGAGGGACCUCCUGAUACUUCUUCCAGUAACAUGGGUUCCACUCCAAGAGAGGAGUGUCAGGCGGUUAAGUUGAGAAGUGGUAAGAUUGCAGGCCUAAAAUCUAAGGGUAGUGAAGAGCAGGUUGAAAAAGAGACCACGGAGAGGACAAAUGAAGAGUCAGAGCACACCCACUCAAGACAUCCAGACAACCCUUUUUCAGUCACUCUUGAUACACAUCCUGCUCUACUCAAGGCUCCUAAAUACAAGCUUAAAACGCCAUAUCUUCAGAGACUUCAAAAGGCAUCUAAGAACAACCGAUUUUCCAAAUUUUUGGAGGUUUUCAAGAAGCUUCAGAUCAAUGUCCCUUUUGAAGAGGCCCUUGAGCAAAUGCCUCUUUAUGCCAAAUUUAUGAAGGAGUUAAUGAGUAAGAAGAGGGAUUGGAAAGAAAGUGAGACAGUGGUACUGACUAAGGAAUACAGUGCAAUCAUCCAGAAAAAUCUCACAGAGAAGCUGCAAGAUCCCGGGAGUUUUCUAAUUCCUUGUGCCAUUAGAGAGACCAUUAUUAAGAAGGCCUUAUGUGACCUUGGAGCUAGCAUCAACCGCAUAUCUCUUCAACUUGCAUACCAUUCUAUUAAGUAUCCCCUUGGAGUUAUUGAGGAUCUACUUGUGAAAGUAUGGUCUUUUAUCUUUCCUCCUGAUUUUGUGAUAUUGGAUAUGGAAGAGGACAAAAAUACUUCUAUAAUCCUUAGAAGACCCUUUUUAACCACAGUAAGAGCUCUAAUUGAUACAAAAAAGGGCAAAUUGGUUCAGAGAGUCAAUGAAGAAAAAAUUGUCCUCAAUGUGCUAGAAGCCUCGCAACACCCUAAUGACUCUGAAGGGUGCAUGAGAGUUGAUAUAAUUGAACCUCUGAUUAUAGAGGUGUUUGAAGCUGAGAAACUCGAGGACAUUCUGAAUCCCCUUCUGAGGAUGCAUUACUUGAACUUGAUGAUUCACUACCUCUGA